AUGGAGAACGAAGAGAAGGACAAUCGUGCGACAGGCGAGGAACUCCCACCGGAGCUGAUCGACCCCAUCACCCUCACUCUCAUGGUGCGUGGCCACCUCAUCUGGGCUCAAAUCUUGGCCGGCUCUGAAACGGAUGAGUCAUCGUUUGUUGUGCAGGAGGACCCUGUCAUGCUGAUACACUUCUCGGCGGAGUCAAUCGGGGCGUGGACGCGACUGCAAGCGCAGGCCAAGACUCAGUGUCCCGUGUGCAAGAUUGGCAUCAGUCCAGACCAGCCACCCAUGCCCAACUGGACCCUCCGCAACAUCAUCCACCGAUAUCGUGAGAAGCACGGCAAGCAGCUGCUCGCAGGCGGCGACAGCGCGGCGCAGGUGCAGAUUGACCUCAAGCCGGCCGAGGAUGACCCGCUCCUCAAGCCCUCCGAUCGGCUUCCAUUGCUUCCUCGAGGCCUUCUGGCCGGAGGGGUUGAGCACACCCCGAGGUUGGCGAGCAAGCCAUGCAGCAGUUCGAAGAAGAAGAAGAAGCCAAACAGCAAGAAGAGUGAGGGAACGCCUCCAGCCCUGACGCUCGGGUCCUCAAGGACAGCGCCCCUGAUCGACCUUGCCAAGGCCGGCCCGCAGCCCGCGGCGGGUGGACAAGGCCAAGCCCAGGCCGGCGGUGGCAACAACGGCAGCUGCGAGUGCUGCUGCGCUGGAUGCGAACUCCCAAAGGGUCCGCGCGGGUGCUGCGUGUGGGAAUGCGACGAAUGUGGCGUGUGCCGCAUGGCCAACGACUUCAAGGGCGACGACUGCUGGUUCAGGUUCCCGGUCACGACGCUCACGUGCCAGGUGUCGUUCAGCAAGUGGAGCAACUGGUGCACGCGCACCCUCUGCGGGUUGAUCUACCCGCUGUGGGUGCCGCUCGUCCUGUGCCUUAUGGUGUGCGACCAGCUGCUCAUGCUUGUGUUCUGGAGCCUGUGGGUCCUGGGCUCAUGCUUCUUCAAGCUGACGUGGUACUUCUGCCCGAGCUUCAACCAGUGGGUGGAUGCCAAGCUGGGUCCAGCAUCAACCCGCAUUGGCCAGAUCUGGUGA
Molecule: messenger RNA, 1068 nt
Organism: Acanthamoeba castellanii str. Neff
Lineage: Eukaryota; Discosea; Longamoebia; Acanthamoebidae
Exons: 5
Coding region: 1-1068 (355 amino acids)
Source: RefSeq, a predicted model, not a curated record